This is a messenger RNA of Populus euphratica (Euphrates poplar), 582 nucleotides long. RefSeq lists its product as uncharacterized. The transcript has 2 exons. NCBI's taxonomy places the organism in Eukaryota, Viridiplantae, Streptophyta, Magnoliopsida, Malpighiales, Salicaceae. The coding region runs from base 75 to 500 and encodes 141 amino acids. The record is from RefSeq and is a predicted model, not a curated record.
UCUGAAUCCGCGACUGCUCCGCACCACACAUAAUUUGAUUCCUCAAUUCAACUCUCCUCUCCGUCUAUGCAUGUAUGUAUGUACAUAAGCAGCUUUUGCAUGCCUCCUCUCUGGCUUGUCAGCCGACAUAUAUUAUUGAGAUGAAUUAUUCCACGAAACUAGCAGUAUUAGUAUCAGCAAUCCUUUUGUUGAUCAUUAGUCCAGCCGUUGAGGCUUCUCCAGUAAACACAUCGUUAAGUUCUACCGCAGGAGAAUUCCGGCCUAUGGAGGCAGCUGAGUACAGGGUAAUUGGAAGAAAGGGAGAUGAUGAUUUGUGGAGAAGAAGGCUAGCACCUUUCCAGCUGUGUUUGCUAUGCAAGUGCUGUGCUGGGGCAGCAACCACCACCUGCGCCACCAUGUCUUGCUGCUUCGGAAUCGAUUGCCGACUUCCUAACAAGCCUUAUGGGGUUUGUGCUUUUGUACCCAAGACCUGUAAUUGUACCUCUUGCGCUACUGUCUAGCUACUACUGCUUUGCCAUAUAUAUAAAUUUAACCAUCUUCAAUUAAUUGAUAUGUAUUAUACAUCAAAACCUUAUUAAUUUA